GCACACCCUUACCUGUAAAACGUGACUCACUGACUCCCGUCACCUGUUUUUCUCUCUCAUAGGCCACCUACCCCACAACCACCUCCUCUGCCAUCUACGGCAUCGUACCGGCACUCGCCCAUUUGCCGCCACUUCCGCCAUGAAGUUACCAGACAACAAAACAUGACAUUUUCACGGUGUCACCGCCGCCACACAACACUAAUUUCCCCAUUCAACUGGAAUUUCAGUGGUCAAACCGUUGGGAAAUCUACAAUUUGCGGAAGAUUCAUCGCCCUCCUGUUCAUUUUGAGAUUUUUGCAAUGGUUGAGAAAUGUAUAAGGAAUUCAAGAUACAUGUACAUACAUGAGGCUGGAAAUUGGCCUUCACAAACAGUUGAUGUUCACCAUUUAGUUAUUCGAAGAAAUCGCCGUCGGACUAUAGUUGCUUGCUUCUUAGCCAUUGUUUUACUGUUAUAUGCCUUCUAUCUAUUACUAGGACAGCUGGAUAUACUAGUUUCUGUUCUUCCUUGGUACAUGAUUAUCGGUGUCACCUUUGUCAGAUUAUUGCGUGGGAAACUUGUUGAGAAAGAGUCUAUCGUGAUCAUUCCAGCAUUUGGAGUCCAACUUGAAACCCAUUACAUAAGUGGGAGAGCUGUCCGUCGCUUUGUCCCCAUUGACAAGAUUUUGAAGCCUAUUCUUAAUGAAUGUGUGACACCGGUUACAUGUUAUUGGAGUUUAGCAUUCCUUUUACAUGAUGAAGAUGAAUUGAUGCUAGUCUUUAAGACAUUGCAACCCCCACUUAAGAUGUUGCUGCCAAUUUGGAAGGCGCUUUGUGCUGCUACCGAUUCCAGUGAAAGCUUAGAGUCACAAUCAGAUUUCCAGGGCUGAAUUUGUAGCAAGGUUUGAAAUGCAAGUCCAUAUAGGUCUUUGUGUGCCACUGAAUUCUACAAUCUAAGUCUACGUGGGACACAGGGUUGGUCGGGCUGAUUGUGAAGCUCCUGGAAGCCACGGAAAUAUAUCCCAUGGUCUCCUCCAUUUCCCUCUGCAAAUCUUGUGUCUCUUGUUUUGGAAAGAAAGUCAUACCCAAGCUUUAGCAUAUGGAGAUUCAAGCGAAAUUGUUCGAAAUUGUUGAGUUUUGUAUUGAAGCUGCAGCUUAACGUGCUUAGCAGUUAGAGGUUUCUUAUGGGGAUGAGACAGCUUGAUGUGUUAUUUGAAUAGUUACUCUACUCUUGCAUAUAAAGAAUUAUACCCAUAUUUUAGAGUGUUGAAGGUUUUACUUCGUA
Molecule: messenger RNA, 1261 nt
Organism: Spinacia oleracea (spinach)
Lineage: Eukaryota; Viridiplantae; Streptophyta; Magnoliopsida; Caryophyllales; Amaranthaceae
Exons: 6
Coding region: 300-866 (188 amino acids)
Biological process (GO): GPI anchor biosynthetic process
Cellular component (GO): glycosylphosphatidylinositol-N-acetylglucosaminyltransferase (GPI-GnT) complex
Source: RefSeq, a predicted model, not a curated record